AUGCUGACCCUCACUCGUCGAGUGGCCGGCCACCACGCCAAGCAGCGCCUGCCGCGCAGCCUGCGAGGGCUGCCCACCCCUAGCGUGCGGCGUGCAUGGGGCAACAUGAAAAACCUGUCGAGUGAGGAGAAGAGGGAGCUGCUGCGCGGUGCGUGGCGAGAGGCGACUCCUGUUCAACUGGUGCCGGACCCGAGCAGUCGAGAUAGCCGCGCUACAUCGGAGCCCAUCGCAUUCGCUACAGACGAGGCGGCAGGCCGCUAUCUGGCCGAAGAGGAGGAGGACGAGGUGGCGGAGAUGCACGAGUCCACGCUGGGCCUGGCGCGGCGCUUCUUCGUGGAGCUGGCGGCGGCGGCGGCUGAGGAGGUGGAUGGGACGCAGAUGCCACCGGCCCCCCAGUCGGACGAGGAGCGCCGUCGUGAAGUGCGCGACGUGCAGCGGGAGUUCUUCGGUGACUUCUACGUGGAGCAGGGCAUCAUCGACGAGUCAGAACGAUACGCGUUUGUGGACACCAUGCUACGGCCUUCACGGCCUCUCUUCCUGGUGAACAGUGUCCUGCCAUUGACGCGGCUCACGGUGCGGGAUCAGCUCGAGGUGCACAGCGCGGCUUCCACGAGCCUCGACAGCGGCAUCGAGAGCAGCGGCUCGGCGGGUGUGGCAGGCGCGCCUUGCGUGCUGCCCGUCUUCACGCCGACGCUCUUUGACCCGUGCCUGUACGCCGUGCCCCUUCCGCCCACCCAGGCGUUUGGCGCACCGCUCCAUGUCUGCUUCUCCGCCGCAACGUCGCGAUUGCAGUCACGGGAGCCCUACACCGGUGCUGCUACUCCAGUCAUUCAUGGCGGUUGUGCAUCGUCCGUUCCGAUUCCGAAAGAAGCACCCAGCGCCAUCGGUGAUCAAGCAGCGCUGCCCUCCGCUGCUGCAUCAGUUGACCUCAUCGCCGACGCCGAUGCGCUUGGCGCGAUGAUGCUGGACGCGCCGCCGUACGCGGGGACAGACUCUUCGCAAGCGCUAGCCGCAGGCCCGUCUGCGUCUCUGACGAAUGGCGCAAGAGAGUCAGCAACCACAGCAGCAGCAGUGAGCGACAGAACAGCUGCAUCCGCGCUUGCUGUGGCGGCUCCAGCUCCGAGCCCGUCAACGCAGCCGCCAAGCCUCGCUCACAUGUACUGGCUGCAGCGCCAGGUGGCCAGCAACACCGUCCUCCACGUGGACGACGUAUCGCUUGUGGUGUCGCUGCUGAGUGUGCGGCUUGCAGCGGCCGCUGUGUCCAGCGGGGAUGGUGUGCCACAGCCCUACGAAGCCGUGCUCUGCCAAGCAAGUGACCGAGGCGAGACGGCCUGCACGUACCACACGGAAAUCGUGCAUUAUCUCUUCCGAGCUGCGCAGGCGGAAUCGAGCGACCCAGCCGCGGUGGACCGCUUGGCGCGUGUGGUGAUCGUCGUCGAGGAUGCAUCGUUCACAGGCCGCACCGCGGCCCCUCGACACCAGGUAAAAGGUGGGGGGCACAAAGGCUUGAGGUCACAACAUCGUCAGACCAAUGUGGCGUCGCUUCCGUGUGACGAGUCCGCUGUGGCGGUGACGGACCGGUACCCGAACGUGGUGUAUCUCCAACCUCGUUCGCCGAACAGGAGGGGAUGGCCGCUUACCCCUCCACGUUGCAGCUUGGCGGACGGCAGGUCAGAAGCGGCGGUCUCGCACCUUCUGAGCAGAGUGGUUCUGUGCGUUCCCGCAACAUCGCAAGACGGUGUUCGCCCUCGUGGCUGGCUCGCUGGUGGCGACGAAGAGGCUGCCGACGAAGACGCCGAUCUCGUGCCGUUGGGAGGGCACACACCGUCGUCGUAUCGCCGCGGUGUUUCCAGCUUCGUGGCAGGGGCGCCGCCGAACACCUUCGUGGAACGCUGCCAGAGAGCGAGCGCCAACUUCUCCAAGUUGCAGAAGCAGCUCUACGCGGCCAUACAAGCUGUGAGGGCGGACAGCUGUGGUUGGGUCAUCUACGCCACUCAGAGCGCCAACGUGAUCGAGAACGAGGCCGUCGUGUGCGCCGUUUUGCAGCGCAUUUGCAUGGAAGGUGACGGGUUGCAGCCGCGGCUACCGCAACAGUCGGGCAGAGCGGAGGGGGAGGCGGCCGACGACGGUGCGGCGGCUGCAGGGCAUGUGAGGCGACCGUUAGGCGUGGAGUGCGUCCCGCUAGAUUCACCUACCAUGGAGGCGUGCAUGACAUCCCCAGAGGCCACCUCCGUGCUGCGAUUGCUCUGCAGGGAGGGUCGGCCGGGCCUCAGCACAUGGGUUGCUAUCGAAGACGGCUCUGCAGGGCAAGAGGCGGAGCAGUACAGCCCAGAGCUGCGCGAUUCCGUUGCCCAGGCGGCAUGGCGGACGGACCCGAUGCGGACAGGCAGUGACGGCGGCUUUGUGGUGUGCUUGCGCGUAACGCCAGCAGCCCAGCUUCGGGAGCAUGAGCAUGGGCGAAGCGGCGGAGCGGCUGCAAGUGUGCCGCCGCUGCCGUGCUUUUGGUGGACACAUCCGGACAGCCACGUCGUCUCGGCACUCACACCGGCCACCUUCCAGUUUGUGAAGGACAUGGAGCGAGCCGAUGUCGCGGGGCGAGGGCGCUCGUCGAAGACAGUCUCGAGGAUCCUUCACGCGGGAGUGCCAGUAGGGUGCGCCUCCCCGCUGCCCGCUGCGUCCGCCUCCAACUCUAGCGUCGGCGCUGCUGGGCUGGCACUACCAGCGGACUGUGGCAUCAGUAGCGCGACGUGCCACGUGGAUGUCCUGGGCGCCCUGCGCCGAUUGCUGCCACACUUGACCCUUUCCGCUAAGGCCCUUUGUGAGCUGCUGCUGCUCAAGCAUGUUCAGUCUCACGUGCUGCGCAGGCAAUUGCGCUUGCUCCAGAAGCAGUCGACGGCUCAGCAGCGGCGGCAGCUCGGCGUUGAGGAUUCGGCCGCUGACACGGCGGCCGAGACGCGCAACUUUCUCACAGCAGUGGAGAAAGCAGCUGAGAACCAUCUUCUGCUCUCUGCCCCAUCCUCCGCGCAGCUGUCUGGCCGGUUCUACGUGUGGGUCGGCGCAGCUGCCGAGUCGCUCCUGCCAUCGUCCAGGAUCAUGGCCACUGCUCAGGCAACGGGGAGCGCGGAGGCGCCGCCUGCUCCUGCCGGCACUGCUCUUCACCCCGCUGUCUUGGGCGAGUUGGAGGCGGCUGGCGUUGUGGCGGAGGUCGAGUACCAGCGUCACCCCACUCUCCGUGACCCUGCCUCGUCUGUCAUCGACUUUACCGUGCGCCUCGAUGUGCCCCCAGAUAUGCCAGAGCGAUCCAAGCAUCUUGCGGCGCUGGAGGAGUGGCGAGUGGCGCUGCGGGACGCACUGCUGUACGUGCUUCGGCGCACCUGCAAGGACAGUGGCUCUGUUCGUCUCUGGGCGAGCCCGUCCGUAGAUAGCGCCAGUGUGCCCGCGUCGAGGGUGGGUGCCGAUGGCGGUAGCGGUGCCGUGCGUGCGCCACGCACGAACGAGGUGCUCGAGCUUACAGAGAACGAAUACGAGACUGUGCACACGGCACAGCCUAUGCCGACUGGCGGAGUGGUGCACCCACACGCCCUCUGGGUUCGCCCUACCUUGCCUGGCAUGGAAGCAGAGGACAGGAGGGCGGACUGGCUGCACGACACGAACUACCAGAAGUGGCGCCGACGUCGAGCGCAGCGGUGA
Messenger RNA from Leishmania major strain Friedlin, 3690 nucleotides. RefSeq lists its product as hypothetical. The coding region runs from base 1 to 3690 and encodes 1229 amino acids. NCBI's taxonomy places the organism in Eukaryota, Euglenozoa, Kinetoplastea, Trypanosomatida, Trypanosomatidae. Gene Ontology annotation, biological process: RNA methylation. The record is from RefSeq and is a predicted model, not a curated record. The transcript has a single exon. Gene Ontology annotation, molecular function: methyltransferase activity.